Molecule: messenger RNA, 243 nt
Organism: Dentiscutata erythropus
Lineage: Eukaryota; Fungi; Glomeromycota; Glomeromycetes; Diversisporales; Gigasporaceae
Source: the annotation of a GenBank genome assembly
AUGCUUAAUCAGUCACGAAAUACGCCAGAGCUUUGUCGUAUUCGACGCCCGUUCUCAGCCAAUAGAUUUUUAGAAGAAACCAAGUUUACACAGGCAAUGAAUUCUAAUUUCAUUAUACCUUGUCAGUCACAAAAUAAACCAAAACUUUGUCCAUUCAACGUGUUCGCUGUACCUGCUCUCAAACCAAUAGACCCUUUAGAAGAUGCUAUAGAAACUGUCCAAAAAGAAAAUCAAAGAUAUUGA